Molecule: messenger RNA, 643 nt
Organism: Camelina sativa (false flax)
Lineage: Eukaryota; Viridiplantae; Streptophyta; Magnoliopsida; Brassicales; Brassicaceae
Cellular component (GO): plasma membrane
Source: RefSeq, a predicted model, not a curated record
UGUUCUCUUCCCCACAAAGCAAAAGAAAAAAAAGCAGCGAAGAAGAAGAAGAAGAAGAAGAGCAAAACAACUACGAUGAGUCAAGCUCCAGUUAGUGCUCCCCCUCAGCAAGGUUAUCCACCAAAUUACGCUUAUCCUUAUCCACCACCGGAAGGACCACCAAAGGACGCUUAUCCACCACCGGGACAACCCUAUCCUCAGCAAGGAUAUCCUCCACAGGGAUAUCCUCAGCAAGGCUACCCUCCUCCGUACGCACCUCAAUACCCACCGCCUCAGCAACAACAGCAGCAGAACCGCAGUCCUGGUAUGCUUGAAGGAUGCCUUGCUGCUCUGUGUUGUUGCUGUGUCUUGGACGCUUGCUUCUGAUCUCUGAGUAGUGGAGUCUCUCUCUCUCUCUCUCCUUGAAGCUGCGAUGCGAAUAUUGGUUUACUGAUAAUGAUCAUCAUCUCAUAUUAUUCUCUUUCCGUUUCUUUUUUUUUUUUUUUUAAUGAUGAAACCAUUCUCAAAGACAUCCUUCUGUUUUCUUUAAUAAGUUUCACUUACUAGAUUAUUUGGAUUUUGCCAUAUUAUGUAAUUGAUUGGGUGACCCAAUUUAUUGUUACAAAGUAUUGGCCUUAUAUUAUACACACCUCUGUUUCUUCUU